Molecule: messenger RNA, 1648 nt
Organism: Sphaeroforma arctica JP610
Lineage: Eukaryota; Ichthyosporea; Ichthyophonida
Exons: 1
Coding region: 221-1501 (426 amino acids)
Source: RefSeq, a predicted model, not a curated record
UUUGUUCUCUCUUGAAGUAAUAAUAUUUAAAAAGUUCAAGAUAAACGACUACAAAAUCAUUGAUCAUGUAACAGUCAACACUCAAAUAACAAGUUGAUGCACGCAUCCGCAACUUUUAGACAACAGCCACCACUAUAAAGCUAGCUACUUUGGUUGUCCUUCCAUCAUAAUUACACAAUACAAAAAAAUCUGAUAUUAAGACUACGAAGGACACCCUAAUAUGACAAAUUUAUGUAAGAGAAUUCACAUCCAUCUGGCGGCUGGAAAGCUCGGUCUUGGUUUGGCCUUACCUGAGCUUGCUAGAAAGUCCGAUCAGGCAGUCAUCACGGUGCAACGUGCAUCUAAACAGUUCAAGGAGCUAGCUUCAAGAGCGCCUAUCACAGUACCAUUCCGUGUCAACGAUGCGAAGAUCUGCAACUUCGCUGUGGUUUCGUCAGUGCCGCAACUACACUCUGCACUCGAGGCCAAAGAAUCAGUGGACGAUUCAGACAGCAAUGGAGCUCGAAUGAUUCUUCUGCUGUCAGAAGAUGACUCAGUUGUUGGGGCAGCAGCGAAGCUUGGUACGUCGUUCAGUACCAGCUUAGGUCCUGGGUUAGACAAAGUCACAAAGAGUACUUUAGAUGCGGGUGCGCUAUUAGAUACAGAGGUCUCUAAGAAUCAGAGGAAGAAGUUAUAUGCUUGUGAAAACGAUCAUGAGGCUGUGGAAAAACUAGGAAAGGACCUGGAUAAGUAUAUUGAAGUCGUCCCUAUGCUUGUAGAUAAGAUUUGCAUCGAUCGUAUCAUUGGCGUCGAGGAUGGAAUCAAGUGUACCACCGAAUCUUGGGAGGGCUAUAUCUUACCAAUGGAUGCGGCCUCAGAAAAUCCUACAGUUGAGAAUGAGGAGACCAACCCAUGGCCCACCAACUCGGUCACUGUGUUUGCAAACAACGCAGCUACAGAGGAGUACUUAUUUAAACGCAAAUGGUAUCUUGUCAAUGGCACACACACUACGCUAGCGUUCCUUACAGUGCGCAACAAAGAGGGCGAUGACCACAAGGGUCUGCCUGAUGGCGACCAUCCGCUUAUAACAUAUGAAAAAUCAACUGCGCAACAGCGGAAGGUCAUCGACCAUUGGUGUGUGGCCAGGGCUGUCAUGCUAUUCGAAGAGCACACAAUCGACGCUAUAUGCGAUGGCCUGUAUACAAUGAAGGAGAUAUCAGAAAAGCGGGUACCCGAGGGCGAAGUGUUCAAUCGAACCAUCAAUUACUAUCAUAAAGUAUUACAACGUAUGGGUGCUGUAGAUGAUAUGUCUCAGCGCGUGUUUGACAACGAUGUGAAGGAAUCGUUCCGGAUUCGCCUGCAGCCUGUUGGUGAAUUUUACAGAGAGCAUGCGGAACUUUCGGAUCUCUCUAAACAAUUUUUGCAACAUGUCAACGUCGAUGAAGAAGAACUUAGGAAGAGUAUUCAUCACUUCACUGAGGUUAGUGAGCAGUUCACAAUGGAUAGCGAAGAGGCAAUUUAGUUCGCUACGUUCAACAGGGCUGACAUCCCUAGCGUAUGGUAGGCCGUUUUGUUCUUCAACCGUUUUGCUCACAAAUUUAUUUAUUGAAGAAUAGCUGCUAACAAUAAAAUCGACUAACUCAGCUUUAGUAACAUAUGAUUUGCAAAC